This is a messenger RNA of Rhagoletis pomonella (apple maggot), 6182 nucleotides long. RefSeq names its product chromatin-remodeling ATPase INO80 (gene Ino80). Gene Ontology annotation, cellular component: nucleus; Ino80 complex. The transcript has 16 exons. Bases 779 to 5920 code for a protein of 1713 amino acids. NCBI's taxonomy places the organism in Eukaryota, Metazoa, Arthropoda, Insecta, Diptera, Tephritidae. Gene Ontology annotation, biological process: DNA-templated transcription; chromatin remodeling; DNA repair. The record is from RefSeq and is a predicted model, not a curated record. Gene Ontology annotation, molecular function: ATP-dependent chromatin remodeler activity; ATP hydrolysis activity; DNA binding.
GUUGUAAUUGCUUUAACGAGUAUUGUAAAGUGUACGGUAUUAGCGAGUAUUGUAAAUUGUUUGUUGUACAAUAAAGUAAAUUGUACAAUUUGGUCAUUGUGAGCCUUUAUUUAACAAUCCUUAUAGUACCAUAUCUGGCAUGCAGCCCUGUGGCAGUUUUCGUUCAGUUUUGUUUGUUUUGGUUAAGUUAAGAAGAAGAAAUCACGGCGCAGGGUCGCCACAAAGGCAUGAUUUUAAUUGGCUGAGUUUUUACUUACUAAAAUUAUGUGAGAAGCUUUAUACGAUAUUUGUCAUGCGUCAGAAUUUUUCACUUUAUCUUACGUUGAAAAGAUAUACAUAUGUAAUACAUAUUGCAUACAAAAUGAAUUUCGGGUAACCGCAAUCAUCUCUGCAAAAGUUCGGCCACAUACAACCCUGCAUAACCGAUUAGCCAAUCAGCUGUAUGCUGCUUUAAAUUUUCGUUUAGUUCGCUUUAUUUGCAAUUUUUGUUUUGUUGCUGCCUUAUUAAUCGAGCCCCAGCGAGUGGCAUGUAAAACGCAUAUGACUUGUGACAGCAUUGUGUGGCGAUAAAGAAAUUUUUUGUGCUUGUGCAUGUGAAAUUUCAUGGCGUUACGUGUGCACAUUUCGAGAAUUUACAUUUGCACAAUUAUUUUAUCGGAGUUUUGAAUUUGAAUUGUAUGAAAAACAUAGCGGAAGUGGUUCGACGCAACGGACAUCGAGUAAGCACAGCGGGUACAUUUUAAAAUAGCAGAAAACAAUCAUAUGUAAAGUGGAUAAAAUGCUACCUGCCAGUGGUACCGUGAACGGCUCGGCAAUAGCUAUUGCACAGAUGACAACUCAAACGGCCGCAGCCCAGCCCUCUUUUGCGGGGAAUAGUGCAAGCGUCACUACCCCGCAAUCUGAACGUCCGCGUAUUGCAGAACCACUGCGUAUACAGCGAUUGGAGGCAGCACUCAACAUGCGACCGUUCAUGGAGUAUGCUCGUCAUGUAUUGUCGCAGCCAUUGAGCAGUGGCGAUGACUCAAACGCUUCUGAAGAAGAGGCAAAGGUUGGUGGUGUUACGGAUAAUUCAGACGAUGAAGGAGGCGGUGCCCGCAAGAAACGUACACGCCUACUUGGUACUAAAGAAGAGCGUCAAAGCGUGAAAAUGCAUUUAUUCAACUUUAAUGAUCUAACCAACGAUCGCGAGUGGCUGUAUGAAGUUUUACUCAGUGACACUGACACUGAGACGGAAAUCAGCGACGAGGACGAUUAUAUUAAGGAGUUGUUAAGAACACACAUGCUCGAGCAAAAGCAUAGAGAAAACUUCUAUAAAAAAACAACGAAUACCCAAUAUGCCUACUAUGGUGCUGGUAUGCUUUCCAAUCACGAUAUGUUUCCCGAACACCAACAAUCUAUAGUGGGCGUGCGUAAACGUCGACGCCGCACUAAGAAGGAGAAGCCUGCAAAACCACCAAAGUUGGCGAAGGAGCCAAAGGGCCGUAAACCACGAAAGACUAAGGUGGAGCAACCUGAACCUGGGGAGAUACCACCUUCUGAGUUGAACAAUUACGCUUUUGGGGACACGUCAGCUGUUAACGAUGACGACGAUGAGGAGAUUACCGAUGAGAUGGAUAGUACCUUAGAUGCUAAUCUGUCACUGCUGCCACCUGGUGGUUUGGCGCAUAGCGGUCGCGGACGUCGACGCAAGAGCCAACAGCAACGUACACCCGAAGUAAUGGCUGCUCGUCGCCGACGUGUUUGGCAACUUAUGGCUAAGAAGGAGCUUGGACGCUGCCAACGCGCCAAGGGAAAUAACCAUAAAGAGAUGGUGCAGAAUUGUAAGCGCGUGGCAACUAUGUGUUCGAAGGUUGUGCGACAACGAGCGAUGAUAUCGCAGAAGGUUAUGAAGGAAACGGUGUGGCGCGCCAAGCGUUUAACGCGCGAAAUGAUGGGAUACUGGAAGCGGUAUGAGCGCGUAGAGCGCGAUACGCGCCGACGUAUGGAACGUGAAGCGGAAGAGCAGCGCAAAAUGGAUGUUGAGAUCAUUGAAGCAAAACGGCAGCAACGUAAACUAAAUUUUCUUAUUACGCAAACGGAGUUAUAUGCGCAUUUCAUGUCCAAGAAGCUGGGACAGGGCACCGAAGAAGAGCAAUUGCGUAUAUUGAAUCAAUUGGAUGAAGAGAUAAAUCCAAGGCUAGCUGCCUAUGACGAUUAUGACGCUGAGCAUUUUAAAUCGUUGGCUCAAAAGAAUGCAGAACUUGCAUUUUCAGCAGAUCGCGAUAAGACCCAAAGAUUUAACGUGGCGCGGAUCAAGCAAGAAAAGCAAGAGAAGCGAGACGCUCAAUUGGAGGAUAUUAAAUCGGAAACGGAUAAUGAAGAAGUGCCAUCGUUUGUGAAGCCAGCAAAGGCAGAUGUACCGCAGCCGGAAAUGUUCAAGGGUACACUAAAAACGUACCAAUUAAAGGGUGUUACUUGGCUGGCUAAUCUAUACGACCAGGGAAUAAGCGGUAUAUUAGCAGACGAAAUGGGUCUAGGCAAAACUGUACAGUCGAUUGCGUUUCUUUGCCACAUUGCCGAACGUUAUGGUGUGUGGGGACCAUUUCUGAUUAUUUCACCUGCUUCUACGUUACAUAACUGGCAGCAGGAGAUGCAGCGUUUUGUGCCCGAUUUCAAUGUGGUACCCUAUUGGGGUUCACCGAAUGAGCGUAAAAUUCUCCGUCAAUUUUGGGAACAAAAAGAUUUACAUACCCGUGAUGCCAGCUUUCAUGUGGUAAUUACCUCCUAUCAGCUGAUCGUGUCCGAUUACAAGUACUUCAAUCGUAUCAAGUGGCAGUAUAUGGUGCUGGACGAGGCACAGGCCAUUAAGAGCGCCUCUUCGAUGCGUUGGAAACUAUUACUGGGCUUCAAUUGUCGGAACCGCCUUUUACUUAGUGGCACGCCAAUACAAAAUAGCAUGGCAGAAUUGUGGGCACUGUUGCAUUUCAUAAUGCCGACACUCUUCGACUCGCAUGAUGAAUUCAAUGAAUGGUUCUCGAAGGAUAUCGAAUCGCAUGCCGAGAAUAAGACUGGUAUCGAUGAGAAACAAAUAUCACGACUACAUAUGAUACUCAAGCCAUUCAUGUUGAGACGUAUCAAAAAGGAUGUGGAAAAUGAGCUGUCGGACAAAAUUGAGAUUAUGGUAUAUUGUCCGCUGACUAUUCGACAAAAAUUGCUUUACAUGGCGUUGAAAAAGAAGAUACGAAUUGAAGAUUUAUUGCAUUUCACGGGUGGCGGGGCGGGAAGUUCCGGUGAUGGUCAUCACUUUGAUAAGAAUUUUACAUCAAAUCUCAUGAAUUUGGUGAUGCAGUUUCGAAAAGUAUGCAAUCAUCCAGAAUUGUUUGAACGACGUGACGCUAAAAGCCCUUUUGCCAUGCGCUGUGAGGAAUAUGUGUUGCCACGUCUGGUAUAUAAUGAUUGUUUGCUUCAACGCGCCAUACCAAGCAAACGCCAUCUGCUUUACAAUAGAUUCUCAAUUUUUAAGGCAGCUUCUAUGCAGAAAUCACUCUUCAGUGAACCUAGCGUCACCAAAGCAUCAAAAUCCAACGAAUACUAUGCACGUUAUGUAGACUUGAAUGUCAGUGAUGAUUGCUGUUUCAGUUUCACCCGACUGUGUGACCUGUCACCGGGAGAUAUGGAAGAUGUUACUAUUAACGGCUUGGUGUCUUACAUUUUACACUAUCGUCGCAGAAUAGUGCAAUACGCUCUAUUAGCAUACCGCCGCCAAUGGUGGUCGCAUUAUAACGCUACACGCUUUCAACUGCUCGAGGUGAUGCUUGAGAAUCCAUUGCAGCGCAGCUUUAUGUUUGAGCAAAGUGUGUUACGUAAUUUCGUAUUUACUGGUGUGACUUCUCAGGAGAGCACUGUUUACGCCUUUGGUAACUACAAAACAGUCAACAUUCAGGAAACUAUUGAACACCGCGUCAUACGCAGCAAACAUGUUGACUUAACGAAAAAAUCGGCGAUCGAACAAGCCAGUUUCAAUGACUCGAUUACUAUAAAAACUGAAUUAGACUUGGACACGAGCGAAGAUGCAACACAAAUGAGUACAACACCUGUGUCAAGCAAGUCACAAAAAUCUGCACCGAAACAUGGUGAGGAUGUAGACUCCAAUGGGAAGCUUCUGCCUGAAUUUCAACAUGUACCACGCACACCCACUCUGUACCAAUGUGAAUCGCUACAAAUGCCGCGCUUCCUCUAUGGUCUCAGUCAACGUGUACAAGCCGUUAAAAGACAUAUGUACUGUGAAAGCCGUGACGCUGCUUGGGCGCAGAUACGCCACUUACAGUGUGAAAAUCCUACUGGCAUGGAACUGGUUAAUACUGCCCUUGAUUUGUGUCGACCACGUUACGGUUGGUCUUCAAUUGCGGUGCCCGACAAGCAAACACUCGUUUCGGAUGCCGGCAAGCUAGCUGUGCUGGAUAGUUUGCUAACACGCCUCAAAGCGCAAGGACAUCGUGUGCUAAUCUAUUCCCAAAUGACGAAAAUGAUCGAUUUGCUGGAGGAGUAUAUGUGGCAUCGCAAGCAUCGUUAUAUGCGUUUGGAUGGUUCGAGUAAAAUUUCAGCACGUCGUGAUAUGGUUGCCGAUUUUCAAACGCGUGAAGACAUCUUCGUUUUUCUUCUCUCAACGCGUGCUGGAGGUUUAGGUAUCAACUUAACGGCUGCAGAUACGGUAAUAUUCUAUGAUUCCGAUUGGAAUCCGACUGUCGAUCAGCAAGCCAUGGAUCGUGCGCAUCGUCUGGGCCAAACGAAACAGGUGACCGUUUAUCGGCUGAUUUGCAAGGGCACCAUUGAGGAGAGGAUCUUGCAGCGUGCGCGCGAAAAGAGCGAGAUACAACGCAUGGUUAUAAGUGGCGGUAAUUUCAAGCCCGAUACACUCAAACCAAAGGAAGUGGUUUCAUUACUGUUGGAUGAUGAGGAAACUGAGUUGAAAUAUCGCCAAAAAAUUGAUCCCGAUGCGCCAGCCAGCAGCCAAAACAAAGAUAUGCCCGGCAUAAGCAACGAUAAGAAACGCCAGCGUAAUCCAAAUAAGCAAUCAUCGGCGGCGACAUCACAACCAGGUGGCAUUACUAUACCAGCAGCGAACAGCAGCGGCAUUAGCGCUGAAGACGCCAAUUCCUCCAUCGGCAGCUCACCGGCUACUAAACGACCGAAAUUGGAAGCCGCCGCCACAAAUGAUGAUGACUCUAUCGAUGUAGCUGCCACAUCGGGCACCUCGAGUCCGUGCACUAGCGCUGCCACAGCUACAGGCGGCAAUAUGGAACCAUUUGUACCCGGCGCCACCACCGUUUCGCACAACGACGACUCCGAUAAUGAGGCAUUGAUUGUGGACUGUGAGAGUCCGUUGCAUGGUGCUGAAUCGCCCACUCUAUUUGGUGACUAUGGCAAUAUUGGUCGCAUACGUCGUCGCCAUCAUCCGCGUGGCACUAAACGUGGUCGUCCACGCGGCAGCACAAGGCGUGGCGGUGGUAGUGGCACCUUGGGUCGUUCACUCUCAUCGCCGGGUAAUGGAAAUGUAACAACGCCCGCAACACCAGGUGGAGAAGAUUCCACACAUUCAAUAUCACUCACCAAUUUAAGUCCCGUCGAAUCCAGCUUCUCACCCGCUGUGCCAACACCAAUGAAACGCGGCCCCGGACGUCCACGCCUCAAGACCGCCGGUCCAACAUAUCAAGGCACACGUGGUGCACCACGCACACGCAAGCCAAUCGGUCCGCUUGUAGUGCCAUUGGGUCACAGUCCCGGCGCCACGCCAGUCUCACGCAGUCCGGCAGUUAGUCGAGCGCCAAGCCCAAGUUUUUCGGAACGCAGCAGCUACAGCGCGACGGGUGUAACGAUUUCUGCAGCUACAAAGGAUGCCGCCGGUGGUAGUGGCGGCGGCGGCGGCGGAGGAGAGAAUUAAUUUCGAAGGAUAUUUAAUUGAAUUAUCAGCUAAUUAAUUUAUUACAAAAAAACUAUAUUAAAUAUAUGUUUAAAUUUAAGCUGACUAUUUUGUAAAAUUAACUUAUUUAGAUUUAGUUUCAACCACACUCACUUUUAGUAAUUUAAGUUCAAAGUGUUCAUUAUGCAUCAUUAAUCGGUUUAAGGUUAAAAUGAAAAGAAAAGUAAUAACAAUAAUCUACUUAAUUACAUAUGUAUGUAUGUACUCGCUUAAGUAAAUAGCA